Dibothriocephalus latus is the source of this 1074-nucleotide messenger RNA. The record is from the annotation of a GenBank genome assembly. Lineage: Eukaryota; Metazoa; Platyhelminthes; Cestoda; Diphyllobothriidea; Diphyllobothriidae.
AUGGUGAUUUUGGCCCUCUGUGGUACCGUCUUCCUAAUUUAUAACAAAAUACAACGCCCGCCCCAUGUGCGGCCACCAAUCGCAGAGAAGGUGGCACCCACCCUCAUAAAGACUAUGGUUUAUGUCGAAGAAGAGCAUCAUGAAGUAAUUCCACACUGGGUGAGAGCAGUAAAAGCUUAUGGAUGGAAAAAGGCUAACCUGAUUCACAUUGAUGGACACAGUGACAUGGACUUUCCAGAACUGGUUGACGACUUGCCACUUGGCCAUCCGCCCGAAAACGAUGCGCAAAUUUCGGCGAUGAUGCAAAGGAAUGAUCAGUUCAUUCAGAGUGCAAUAAUUGCUCAACUCAUCAAUUCCACCUACCUCAUAUUUCCCUCGUGGACCAGCAAUGAAAGCCAAGCUUUCACUGCCUGGGUAGGUAUUAGCUCAUUCGAUGAUCCGAAACGAUUCUGUUUCUGCUAUGAGAACAUCCCAGACGCCUGUAUUGUGCGUAAUCCCAAUAGCUCUGAGGCCUUUAGUGACAUUGCUGACAAGAACUGCGACCGGCGCUGGAACUACACGCAGAUUGAACUUACUUCUGCCAACGCCGCGCCCAUUCUUCGUCGAUCCAAAUACUACGCCUUGCCUGCCGAUCUGGAUACGCCACUGAUACUCGACAUCGACGAGGACUUCUUUGGAGUGCAGUUAGUUGGCGCCGACCUGCUCUACUAUGGACUAGACAUGGAGAAUGUACUUGCCAUGAGCGACCUCAUCCGUCCACUAUUUUGCCUGAGAGAGGGCAGCGAGAUCGAGGAGUUGAGACCAGACAUUUGGUUUCGCGGCUACCUCAGCAGCAUCAUUUCACACUGUCUCACCAGCUCACCUCAAUGUCCCAAAACUGAGCUCAACGGCACCGUCUACGACGCCUGUAGUGCGGCCAUCUGGGAGGCCAAACAAGACCUCUACUGUGCCCAGCCGCCCCUCGUUUGCCAAGAGGUGAGACAGGAAAAGCAGGUAGUGGCGCCAGAGGUGGAGGAAAGUUUUAAUCUCCUGACACUGCUGCUUCGCAACCUGACUCGAGAACAGGCACGGGCC